AUGUCCGCUCAUGAGAAAGAGCUGCUCCUCGAGGGCGAUUGCGAUGAUGCUAGUAGUAGUGUCACUAGCUAUCAUGAAGUCACGAGUUACGUGAAGCCAUCCUCUCGCCGCUGGUGGAUCUGCGCCAUCGCGGUACAAGUCGUGCUCAUUACCAUCUACACUGCCAUCUCCUACGCCGUAAUUCGCCAGAACGUCGGCCCAGAAUCUGAUACUGAUAUUCAUGCUUUCGCGGGCCUGGACGUGCGUUACAAGUUCCGCCUGUACGACAACUUCGUCAACAGUCCCUACGCAGGGGAGCCGACGCCCGAGAGUGACGCAGCGUGGCACACACUUCUCAACAACAUGAGCGUGCGCGUGACGGGUGACGAGCUGGCACGGCAUAAUCAGACGUCAGUCGCGCUCCCCGGUGGUGGCUACCUGGCAUGGUUGGGUGUCUUCCAUGAGCUUCACUGCGUCAAGAUGCUGCGGCAGUGGAGUUGGCGCGAGCACUACUUCCCCAACAUGACGGCGCACGAGCACCGGCACCAGAUGGUCCACAUCGACCACUGUCUCGACUGGCUGCGCAACGCGGCCAUCUGCGGCGCCGACACCAGUGCCUUGGCGGUCUUCAAGUGGGACGAGAAGCUCCCGCACCCGAUGCUCAACACCAAGCGUGUCCCGCAUCGGUGUGUGGACUGGGAUGCUCUGACCAGGUCGCAUGAGGAUCGUGUGGUUAGCCGCGAUGAGAUUGUGAGCCUGAAGAACCCUCUUUUGGAGGGGAACGGAAAUGAUGGCGAGGAGGCUGUUGACAAGCUGCCGUGGACGAGCAUGGGCGAGGAUGAUGCAUAG
Molecule: messenger RNA, 828 nt
Organism: Diaporthe amygdali
Lineage: Eukaryota; Fungi; Ascomycota; Sordariomycetes; Diaporthales; Diaporthaceae
Product: Tat pathway signal sequence
Exons: 2
Coding region: 1-828 (275 amino acids)
Biological process (GO): mycotoxin biosynthetic process
Source: RefSeq, a predicted model, not a curated record